Oryctolagus cuniculus (rabbit) is the source of this 7222-nucleotide messenger RNA. RefSeq names its product glutamate receptor interacting protein 1 (gene GRIP1). Gene Ontology annotation, biological process: neurotransmitter receptor transport, endosome to postsynaptic membrane. NCBI's taxonomy places the organism in Eukaryota, Metazoa, Chordata, Mammalia, Lagomorpha, Leporidae. Gene Ontology annotation, molecular function: protein binding. The record is from RefSeq and is a predicted model, not a curated record.
AAAGAGUUACACAGAAAAGGAGAGGUAGAGCUAGAGGUAGAGAGAGAGAGAGAGGUCUUCCAUCUGCUGGUUCACUCCCCAGUUGGCCUCAAUGGCCAGAGCUGCACCAAUCUGAGCUGGGAGCUUCUUUCAGGUCUCCCACAUGGGUGCAGGGGUCCAAGGACUUGGGCCAUCUUCUACUGCUUUCCCAGGCCAUAGCAGAGAACUGGAUCAGAAGUGGAACAACCAGGACUCAAACCGGCCGGCCAUAUGGGAUGCCGGCACUGCAGGGGGUGGCUUAACCCACCAGGCCACAGAGCUGGCCCCAUAGCACAUUUUAAGAGCCGUGCCAAACUGAUCUCUCCAUUGAAGAAUAAAGCAUCCUAUCUUCCUUAGGUUGUUCCUUUCAGAUCGAACUGGGAGCCAAAACAAAUCAUGCAGAGUCCAUCUAUCAGGAGUUAUAAUAAUUUGGACGUGGUUUUGUAAAAUCUGUUGCCUGUAAUAUCUCUGGGGGAUAUACUUAUAUUUGACAAGGUUAAUCAGAGACACCAGAACAGAGGUUGGGGCCAACUAGAAACUAAGGUUAGCAGCUGUUUGUUUUCAAACUCCAUUUUAAGAGUAGACUUAUCUGGGAAGGAAUUAAUCUUGAAUGUAAGAAGUUCUUUGGUAGGCAAGAUAAUCUUUGAAUUUGCAUGAAAAAGUACCUGAUACUACCUGCCUAGGCCAUGUUAGCAUCAGGAUUCCACAAAGCACAGGAAACAUCUUUAAUCUUCUUUUCACAUUUGUAGAGGUAUGAUGAUACUUACCUUAUUAUAAGGACUGUUAGAUAACACGAAAAAAAUGUGUGUAUUAUUAUUUAGUGAACUAUUCAAGGUCUGCAAUCAGGUUUUUCAAAUUUCUGGUUCAUUAAUUUCCCAUUUAAAAAAAUUUUUAAAUUUAAAGUAAACAAAUUUCAUGUAUUCCUUGUAUACAGAUUUAGGAACUUAGUUUGUUUUAGGUGAGGGAGAAUAAUAAAGGAAGGAUUUGGAACCUAAGAACAAGUGAUUUUUUUGUUUAAGGAUGUUCAUAAAAUGUUAUGUACCUUUUUGUCAGCAUCAUUAAGGUAGUGUUUCUGUUCACAGACUCAUGCCUAACACAUUAAAAAUUGGGAAAUCUGUAGGAAUGGGGAAAAUUCAUAGAACUAUUAAAGGUAACUUUACGUAUUUCAAAGCUGAGGUGUUCUUGGCAAAUUAAUAUUUGCCUCGCUAAGUAAAUUUCUUCCUAGAUCAUCAUUAGCCAUUAUUGUCUCAAAUUCGAGAACUGUCUAAAUCUAGAAAAGAGACAAAUUGUGACUCUAACAACAAAGUGUGAAGUUCAGUCAAUUCCCUCUGAAAUGGUCCUUGAUGUUACAUGGAUAUUGAAUGACCUUUAUACACUAAGGAAUAUGCAGCUGCAGAAUAUUAUUAGUUUAUUAGGUAAUAUGCUGACAUGCUUAAUUAUUUUGUAAACAAAUCAAAUUUUUCUUGGUGCUAAAAAUUUCCACUUAAUUAAAGACAUGAAUGAGAAAGAAGGAUGGAGGGGAAAAGAUAAUCCAUGGUUAAUGCUGAUUAAUUAAUUAAAGAUAAUCCAUGAUUACUACUUCUUUAGUCUGAUGUUUCUGAUUGUUGUACCUGAAAAGUUUUUUUAGUUUGUUCAUCCUUCAUUUUUUAAAAUAACAGACUGUGAACGUAUUUCACAACUUCUCUCCUCUGUCAGCUUCACCAAUAACUGUUUUAUCUGAUGUUUAGCCUAUUUUUAUACUUUUUAAAAAAAGCAUAGUAACUCAGCCAGGUUUCUAUUUGAGUUCAGUGCAAACGGAAUUAGAUUAUUUGUAUUUUUUUUUCCUUGAAACUAUGCGGUUUCCUUUAUUUGCUGAUUAUGGUAUGCAGUUACUAAGCCUAUGAGAAGCUCCUCUGUGAAAUGCAUUUUAAUAUUUAGAUCAAAGAGAGAUUGGAAUACAUUAAUGCCCAGUGGGUAAACGUGUCAUUUGAAAGCAGCUGCCGAGCCUUCUCCCUGCUGCUCCAAUUAACACAUACAGCACACACUUGUCAGCAAGGGGGCUGUGGGUAUGGAUGAAACCACUUUGCCACUCAUUAAUACAGUAUGCAAGAGAGCACUCAGGGUUAAUCAGCGAACCGCUUGCAAAACAAUAGCUUUCUAGGAAGUUUCCUAACACGUGCUUUGAGAUCAGGGCUGCCUGGAUUAGCUGCGGGAUUAGCAGGUAGGAAAAAGUAGGUUCAGGCUCUAUCUUUGGUUCAGUCCAAGUACUCAGUGCCUUUCUCCGCCCCUCUCUUCUCCUCCACUCCCGCCCCUGAUGAUGGAGACGUUGGGUAGGGAAAUUCUAGCGCUGGGACUCCACUUGCCCUCAGCCCGAUCUCUGGAACUUUGUUUUGCUUUGAAGCUGUUUGAAGUCAAACUCUUUCCAGAUUAUUUUUUCUCUUAGUCUCUCUUUGUCGUUUCACUUUGUCUUGCCUCAUUCCCUUUUUUGUUAAAUUGCAGUUUUGAGAGUUUCUUGAGCUAAAUGAGAAAUCUCCUUAAGGUAAACCCAUACCCCGGGGGGCUUUCCCCCCUCCGAUGGCUGACAUCUCUGCAUUGAUGGUGGCACAGAGGCAGAUGCGAGAGUAGUGCGUCCUGGUCCCCAGCUUUGGCAUUGGUCUUUCAUGCUCCACCGGCUCCCGGAGCAGCUGCGCUAUUGCUGCGCGCCGGUGCUCCCUGAGCUGGGCUGUGCCGGGAGAGAUGGAGCGCUUCCUGGGUUUUGUCAAGCAGAUAAGAAGAUCUAGGAGAAGAAAGGGGAAAAAGUACCGACCAGAAGAGGAUUACCACGAGGGCUAUGAGGAUGUCUAUUAUUACGCUUCAGAGCAUUUUCGAAAUGAGAGUCCCUACACUAAAUCCGCCAGCCAGACAAAGCCGCCUGAUGGAGCAUUGGCUGUGAGGAGACAGAGCAUUCCAGAAGAGUUCAAGGGCUCCACCGUUGUUGAACUGAUGAAGAAGGAAGGCACGACCCUGGGUCUGACGGUGUCGGGAGGAAUUGAUAAGGACGGCAAGCCAAGGGUGUCUAAUCUGCGGCAAGGAGGAAUCGCUGCCAGAAGUGACCAGCUGGAUGUGGGUGACUACAUCAAAGCAGUGAAUGGGAUCAACCUGGCCAAAUUCCGCCAUGAUGAGAUCAUCAGCUUGCUGAAGAACGUCGGGGAGAGAGUGGUUCUUGAAGUCGAGUAUGAACUUCCACCAGUCUCUGUACAAGGAUCAAGCGUUAUUUUCCGAACGGUGGAGGUCACGUUACAUAAGGAAGGCAAUACAUUUGGUUUUGUAAUACGAGGGGGAGCACACGAUGAUAGAAAUAAAUCUCGCCCAGUUGUGAUAACAUGUGUUCGUCCUGGAGGGCCUGCUGACAGAGAGGGCACAAUCAAACCUGGUGACAGGCUGCUCAGUGUGGAUGGGAUUCGGCUUCUGGGAACCACACAUGCGGAAGCCAUGAGUAUUCUCAAACAAUGUGGACAAGAAGCAACGCUGCUGAUUGAAUACGAUGUCUCAGUAAUGGAUUCUGUGGCAACAGCAUCCGGACCACUACUUGUUGAAGUUGCCAAAACUCCUGGUGCCAGCCUUGGGGUUGCCCUAACUACCUCAAUGUGCUGUAACAAACAGGUCAUUGUCAUAGAUAAAAUCAAAUCUGCAAGUAUUGCAGACAGGUGCGGCGCCCUGCACGUGGGCGAUCACAUCUUGUCCAUCGACGGCACCAGCAUGGAGUACUGCACGCUGGCAGAAGCCACCCAGUUCCUGGCAAACACCACCGACCAGGUCAAGCUUGAGAUUCUCCCACACCAUCAAACGCGUCUGGCGCUGAAGGGCCCCGACCAUGUGAAAAUUCAGAGGAGCGACAGGCAACUUUCCUGGGAUUCCUGGGCCAGCAACCACUGCAGCCUUCAUACCAACCACCACUGUAGCACGCACCACCCUGAUCAUUGCAGACCAUCAGCCCUGACAUUCCCGAAAGCGCCUCCUCCAAACAGCCCUCCAGCUUUGGUGUCUUCAUCCUUCUCUCCUACCUCCAUGAGUGCGUACAGCCUGAGUUCCCUGAACAUGGGAACUUUACCUCGAAGCCUCUACUCUACCAGCCCACGUGGAACCAUGAUGAGGAGGAGACUCAAAAAGAAAGACUUCAAAAGCUCAUUGUCUUUAGCCUCUAGCACAGUAGGACUGGCUGGGCAGGUUGUCCACACAGAAACCACAGAAGUUGUGCUGACAGCAGAUCCUGUCACAGGAUUUGGAAUCCAACUGCAGGGCAGUGUGUUUGCCACAGAGACUCUCUCUUCUCCACCUCUGAUUUCCUAUAUUGAAGCUGACAGCCCAGCAGAGAGAUGUGGGGUGCUACAGAUUGGAGACAGAGUGAUGGCCAUUAAUGGAAUUCCAACUGAAGACAGCACCUUUGAGGAAGCCAAUCUGCUCCUCCGAGACUCUUCAGUCACGAGCAAGGUCACUCUGGAAAUUGAGUUUGAUGUUGCAGAGUCUGUCAUCCCCAGCAGUGGAACAUUUCAUGUAAAGCUCCCUAAGAAGCACAACGUGGAACUUGGAAUAACCAUAAGUUCACCAUCUAGUAGAAAGCCAGGGGACCCCUUGGUCAUUUCAGAUAUCAAGAAAGGGAGUGUGGCUCACAGAACUGGAACCCUGGAACUUGGGGAUAAGUUACUUGCAAUAGAUAACAUCCGGCUGGACAACUGCUCCAUGGAAGACGCCGUCCAGAUCCUCCAGCAAUGUGAAGACCUGGUGAAGCUGAAAAUCCGCAAAGAUGAAGAUAAUUCAGAUGAGCAAGAAAGUUCCGGAGCAAUUAUUUACACCGUGGAACUUAAGCGCUAUGGGGGGCCCCUUGGCAUCACGAUUUCAGGAACUGAAGAGCCAUUUGAUCCUAUAAUAAUUUCAAGCCUCACUAAAGGGGGAUUAGCUGAAAGAACCGGCGCAAUCCACAUAGGAGACCGAAUCCUCGCCAUCAACAGCAGCAGCUUGAAAGGGAAGCCCCUGAGCGAAGCCAUCCAUUUGUUGCAGAUGGCAGGAGAGACUGUCACCUUGAAAAUUAAGAAACAGACAGAUGCCCAGUCAGCAUCCAGUCCCAAGAAGUUCCCCAUUCCCAGCCAUUUGAGUGACCUGGGAGAUACAGAGGAGGACUCCUCUGCCACACCGAAGCCAGGCAAGCUUUCUGACCUGUACCCCUCCACGGUGCCCAGUGUGGACAGUGCUGUGGAUUCCUGGGAUGGCUCCACUAUCGAUGCAAGCUACGGGAGUCAGGGCCCUGGUUUUCAGGCCUCCGGAUACAACUUCAACACUUAUGACUGGAGGAAUCCGAAACAGAGAGGCAGCUUGUCCCCAGUCCCUAAGCCUCGAAGCCAGACUUACCCGGAUGUGGGACUCAGUAAUGAAGAUUGGGACCGCUCCACAACCAGUGGUUUCGCAGGGACUUCUGACAGCGCAGAGGCUGAGCAAGAGGAGAACUUCUGGUCUCAAGCACUGGAGGAUUUAGAAACCUGUGGACAGUCAGGAAUUCUGAGAGAACUUGAGGAGAAAGCUGACAGGCGUGUGUCUUUGAGAAACAUGACUCUCUUGGCAACAAUCAUGUCGGGGAGCACGAUGAGUUUGAACCAUGAAGCCCCAACACCUCGCAGUCAGCUGGGGCGACAGGCCAGCUUCCAGGAACGCAGCAGCUCACGCCCACACUAUAGCCAGACAACUCGGAGCAACACCCUGCCUUCAGAUGUGGGCAGGAAGUCUGUGACUCUGAGAAAAAUGAAGCAAGAAAUAAAGGAGAUCAUGUCCCCGACUCCUGUGGAGCUGCACAAGGUAACCUUGUAUAAGGACUCUGACAUGGAGGACUUUGGGUUCAGUGUAGCAGAUGGCUUGCUGGAGAAAGGAGUAUAUGUUAAAAAUAUUCGCCCAGCUGGGCCAGGCGAUCUUGGCGGCUUAAAGCCCUAUGACAGGCUCUUACAGGUUAACCAUGUCCGAACGAGAGAUUUUGACUGCUGCCUUGUUGUGCCCCUCAUAGCAGAAUCUGGUAAUAAGCUGGACCUGGUAAUCAGUAGAAAUCCACUGGCUUCCCAGAAGUCCAUGGACCAACAGACUCUUCCAGGAGGAGACUGGUGUGACCAGAACACUGCUUUUUCCCAGCAGCUGAGCCAUGGUGGUAAUCUGGAGACACGAGAACCCACUAAUACAUUAUAGCAGCACUUUUUAUAAAGCAGGACAAAAGACGUUAUCUACAUGGUGCUAAAAAUCCCUUUAAGAUUUCUGUGACAUUUGAAGCACAGAUAAUCAUGUGGCAUUAACUGCAAGCACAGGGGUUUUUUAAAUCUCUCUCAUGGCUCAUGUUCACGUCCCUUUUCAGGUUGAAGAGGUUUCUUUUUUGGUGACCACUAUGGUAUAGGGCAGGUAAUUCCCUGCCAAGCCCAAUGGUAGAGAAAAAUAGGUAGGCUGCCCCUCCCCAUGAUUAACAUCAGAGGAAAAUUUUUUACUACAAGUUCAUUUCACUAUCACUUUUUAAAAACAGAAAUGUCUAUUUGAAAAAAUUCUCUAUGAUAAUUUCCUUCACUUUCAAAUCAGUUUCUUACUAUAAAGUCAUAUAAUGUGAGAACUUGACCAACAAUAUGGCUUUUCACAAAGCUGGCUCUACUAGGGAAACUGGUAUUUGGUAAACUGUUGGGCCUGCACAAUGGGAGGGGUACAGGUAUAAAAUUAAGUUAUCUUGAAAUGUUUCAGCAAUGAUGCACGUAGAAGACCAUAAUAGGUGGUGGUAAAUGUUUUGCCCAAAUAUAGGAAUGAUUUUAACUAAGAUGUAUGCUAUUCCCUAUGCAACAAAUGAUCAAACAGGAUAUGUCUUGUGACCUGUUUUUUUUUUAAGGACACAUUUUUAAUAGCUGAAAAGCUCUGAUAAUGAAUUAAAGUAUGUAGUAACACUAAUUAGUUACCGUAUUUUUAAAAUUCAGGACUAAGAACUUAAGAGAGAAUGAAAAGUCCAUUAAAAUGAAGUUCACAUUAAUGAUAGGCAAAUCAAACUCAUAAUGCUUGACAUGUUUUGCAAACUGGUAAUAUUGAGGGGUGCACAGCACAUAUACUUAAAAAUGACACUGGACUAUCUUUUGUUCUGAGCCAUGCCACUUACUGAAAUUGUAAAUACAUUUUUCACAAAAUGCAUUGCCAAUUAUUAUCAUCCCUCAAAGCAAUAAAUUGUGACAGUUGCUUUAAA